UAUAUUUGCCCUUAUCUUUUGAAGAGAGAGAGAGAGAGAGAGAGAGAGAGAGAGAGAGAUGGGAGAGAAGAGAGAGAAAGCAGAGAGCAUCCUGAGAGUUUCAUCAAUGGUGCUGGCAGCCAUGAGUGCGCUCAUCGUUGGUCUGGAUGAAGAGACCAAAACCGUCCUCUUCAUGAGAAAGAAAGCCACAUCUCGGAACCUUCGUGUUCUCUGGGAUUUCACGAUCAUUGCUUCACUGGCCGGUGGCUAUCAUCUUCUACAACUCUGCCGUUGUAUAGCCGUUGCUUGGCGAACAAAAAAUAAUCCUCGAACGACCAACAAACUUUUGGCAUGGAUUUGGUUUCUAUUGGACCAGGGAAUGACUUAUACAAUGUUUGCCAUGACAGUCGCGGCAACGGAAGCAUCAAUGGUGGGGUUGAGAGGAGUGAACCAACUUCAAUGGUCCAAAAUCUGCAACAUCUAUGGAAAAUUUUGUGGCCAAGUUGCCGGAGGUCUAUUAUGCGGCUUCGCAGCAUCGAUCGCCAUGGCCGUCGUAUCCUCCAUUUCCGCCCGCAAUCUAUUCAAGCUUUACUCGGUUUAUAAUAGGAGGGAGGUCUCUAGCCCUAAGAAGUGGAGAUGGAAUGUCUUCUAUUCUGGUUUUAGUUGAACUUACAACAAUGCUUUCGCCUUUAAUAAUAAUUAGAGUUGGUGGUUUGAUGUUCUAAGAUCAUCUCUCUUUGAUGUUAUCGAUGAAAUAUCGAAAAUAAAAGUGUGAUUUAAUCAGUCGUGCAAAUCGGUGUUGCUUGUUUAAUCAGCCAACGUUGGAAAACUGUACUCUUAAUUACUAUGUCACGAGUAAAUACCUAAAUCAACCCCGAACUCAAACUAUGAUUUGUUUGAAUUUGAUUUAAUGUU
Messenger RNA from Phalaenopsis equestris, 894 nucleotides. Its product is annotated as CASP-like protein 2C1. The coding region runs from base 59 to 646 and encodes 195 amino acids. The transcript is spliced from 3 exons. The record is from RefSeq and is a predicted model, not a curated record. Lineage: Eukaryota; Viridiplantae; Streptophyta; Magnoliopsida; Asparagales; Orchidaceae.